AUGGCCCUCAACCUCCCGCCGCUCGGCGGCGGUGCCGGCGGUGCCCACACACAACCUUCGCUGCCCUCGCUUCCCGCUCAUCUCCAGUCCGAUACGCACCUGACCGCUCACCUCGCCAGUCGCUUCCAUGUCUCCCUGCCCACCGCCCGGCUUUCGUCCCACGCCUUCAUCUCCCUUAACACAUACUCUUCGUCGACCAAGGGCGUCGAUGGCGGCAAGGAGGGCAGCGCCCAGGCGGAGGCCGAGGACAUGGCUGACCGUGCUUUCCUCCGUCUUGGCCACCGCUCCGAAAACCAGGCUAUCCUUUUCCUGGGUGAGUCCGGCUCCGGUAAGACGACCAUCCGCGCCCAUCUCCUCACGGCACUUCUCAGCAAGUCGUCAACACCACUGUCGAACAAGGUCUCCCUGGCCGCCUACGUCUUCGACUCGCUCACCACCACAAAAACGGCGACGACUCCCACCGCCUCCAAGGCCGGUCUUUUCUACGAGCUGCAGUAUGACACGGCCUCUUCCACGGCGCCGCUUCUGAUCGGUGCGAAGCUCCUGGACCAUCGUCUGGAGCGUAGCCGGAUAGCAGAUGUCCCCACCGGCGAGCGUAACUUCCACAUCCUGUACUACUUGAUGGCCGGCACCAGUGCCGCUGAGAAGACGCAUCUGGGCUUCGACGAACCCCAUGGUGGCAGCCAGCGCCGCUGGAAGUACCUGGGCCACCCCACCCAGCUCAAGGUCGGCAUCAACGACGCCGAGGGCUUCCAGCUUUUCAAGACGGCUCUCCGCAAGCUCGAGUUCCCGCGGAGCGAGAUUGCCGAGAUCUGCCAGGUUCUCGCCAGCAUUCUGCACAUCGGCCAGCUCGAGUUCGAGAGUACAAACAACACCACCCCAACCGCCGACGACAGCGGUGGCUUCUCGCACGAGGGCGGCCAGACUGUGAUCAGCGUCAAGAACAAGGAGGUCUUGUCUAUCAUUGCUGCUUUCCUUGGUGUCAGUGCUGCAGAUCUGCAAACUACCCUGGGUUACAAGACCAAGAUGAUCAACAAGGAGCGUGUCACCGUCAUGCUCGACCCUGCCGGCGCUCGUAGCAACGCCGACGAACUUGCCCGCACCUUGUACUCUCUUCUCGUUGCCUUCGUGACGGAGACUAUCAACCAGAAGCUGUGUGCUGCUGAGGAUGCCAUUGCCAACACCGUCUCCAUCAUUGACUUCCCUGGCUUCUCGCAGCAGUCCUCCACGGGCUCGGCCCUGGACCAGCUGCUGAACAACGCCGCCACCGAGUCUUUGUACAACAUGACUCUCCAGAACUUCUUCGACCGCAAGGCCGAUCUUCUGGAGAGCGAGGAGGUCAGUGUCGCUGCCACCAGCUACUUUGACAAUUCCGAUGCCGUCAAGGGUCUGCUGAAGUCUGGCAACGGUCUGCUCAGCAUCCUCGACGACCAGACUCGCCGCCACCGCAGCGAUAUGCAGCUGUUGGAAAGCUUCCGCAAGCGGUUCGAGGGCAAGAAUCCCGCUAUUGCCGUGAGCUCGGCCACUGCCAAGCUGCCCGGCAGCAACUUCUUGUCCGAAAACGCGGCCGCCUCCUUCACUGUGAAGCACUUUGCCGGUGAGGUGGAGUACCCGGUCAAGGGCCUUGUUGAGGAGAACGGCGAGGUCAUCUCCGGUGACCUGCUGAACCUGAUCAACUCUACCAAGAGUGAGUUUGUCGCCCGUCUCUUUGGCCAGGAGGCCCUGCAGACCAUUGUCCACCCCCAGGAGCGAUCCACUGUCAUGCAGGCCUCGGUCAGCUCCAAGCCCAUGCGUGCCCCUAGUGUCAUGUCGCGAAAGGGUGGCCGUGCUGGCGCCGCCCGCCGCCGUCAUGAUACUGUCCAACAAAAGGAGUCUCUCGAGGAUAUUGCCAGCGAUGCUGGCGGUGCCACGUCCCCUGCCGGCGAUGGUCGCCGCGGAAACACCAAGGCCAACUCCGAGCAAGGCGCCUCUGGCCAGUUCCUCACCUCGCUGGACAAUGUCACCAAGUCGUUCAAUGCCCCCAACACAAACGCCUACUUUGUGUUCUGUUUGAAGCCCAACGAUCGCCGCAUUGCCAACCAGUUUGACAGCAAGUGCGUGCGGACUCAGAUCCAGACGUUUGGUAUUGCCGAGAUCAGCCAGCGCCUGCGCUCUGCUGAUUUCAGCUUGUUCCUUCCGUUUGGCGAGUUCCUGGGCCUCACGGAUACCGAGACGCUUCUCGUCGGCAGUGAGCGCGAGAAGGUCGAGUCUGUCGUCGAGGACAAGCGCUGGCCGAGCAACGAGAUCCAGAUUGGUGCUACUGGUGUCUUCCUCAGCGAACGUUGCUGGAUGGAGAUUUCCCACUUUGCUGACGCUACUUCUCAUUCUGCUCGGUAUGGCCUUCCCUCGGAUCCUGGUGAUGGCGGCUUGACGCCGCUUGAUCCCUUCGGCGUCUCCAAGGAGCGCCUCGUCUCCAACUCCAACACACCGUCGGCGGCUGGCAUUAGUGACAAGGCUCGUGCUGGUUACUUUGGAAGCAACGACGUCGACGCUCGUUCCGAAGCUGGAGUGUCUGCCUUUGGUGCCGGUGACAUGUUCCAGAACCUGGACACGCGCGAGCAGAUGGCGGAGCGUGGCAACGAAAAGGCCAUGGUCGAAGUCGAGGAGUACCGUGAUUCGUCCAAGCGCAAGCGUUGGGUGUUCAUUGUGUACCUGCUCACCUUCUUCAUCCCUGACUUUGCGAUCCGCUACAUCGGCCGGAUGCCUCGCAAAGAUGUCCGCAUGGCGUGGCGUGAGAAGCUGGCCAUCAACUUCAUCAUCUGGUUCAGCUGUGCUUUCUGUGCCUUCUUCCUGGUUGCCUUCCCCCGUCUUAUCUGCCCAACUCAGCAUGUGUUCAGCGCUGCUGAGCUUUCGGCCAAGAACGGUCAAAACGGCGCCUCUUCCUUCGUCGCCAUCCGCGGUCAGGUGUUCGACCUGGGCGCCUUCGUCCCGCAUCACUAUCCAUCAUACCUGCCGCCCAAGAUGCUCACGCAGUACGCUGGUGAGGACAUAACGUCCCUGUUCCCUGUCCAGGUCUCCGCUCUGUGCCAGGGCACGACCGAUGCCGGCAUCAACCCUGAGGUGACGCUGGACUUCAAGUCCACUAACACCACCGGCUCCGUCACGACGAUCAGCAACACAGAUCUGAAUGCUCGGUACCAUGAUUUCCGCUACUUCACUAAUGACUCGCGUCCUGACUGGUUCUCGGAGAUGAUGAUCAUGAUGCGCUCCAGUUACAAGAAGGGCAACAUCGGAUACACCUCGAGCUACGUGUCGAAGCUGGCUAAUGGUGGCAAGUCAGUUGCUAUCCUCAACGGCCGCAUCUAUGAUAUGACCAACUACAUUGCCAACGGCCGUCAGCUAGUCGCCCCGGCCGGCGAGUCUGUCAGCGGUUCCGCCGAUGAUGUCAACUUCAUGAAUCAGCUGGUUGUCGACCUUUUCCAGCAGAAGGCCGGUGACGAUGUUACCAAGUACUGGAAUGCUCUUUCGUUAACAUCGACUGAGAAGUCGCGCAUGAUGCUGUGUCUGGACAACCUGUUCUACACGGGUGAUGUCGACACGAGAAACUCCCCAAAGUGUCUCUUUGCCGAUUACUUUGUCCUUGCUGUGUCCGUCCUGCUUGCCUCCGUCAUCGGCUUCAAGUUCCUGGCAGCCCUGCAAUUUGGUACCAAGAACAUGCCCGAGAACCUCGACAAGUUCAUCAUGUGCCAGAUCCCCGCUUACACCGAAGACGAGGAUUCCCUGCGUCGUGCCAUCGACUCCGUGGCCCGUAUGCGCUACGAUGAUAAGCGCAAGUUGCUCGUCAUUAUCUGUGACGGCAUGAUUAUUGGCCAGGGCAACGAUCGCCCGACUCCUCGCAUCGUCCUGGACAUCCUAGGCGUUUCUGAGACGGUCGACCCUGAGCCGCUCAGCUUUGAGUCACUUGGCGAGGGCAUGAAGCAGCACAACAUGGGCAAGGUCUACUCCGGUCUCUACGAGGUGCAGGGUCACAUUGUGCCCUUCCUUGUCAUUGUCAAGAUCGGCAAGCCGUCUGAGGUGUCUCGUCCUGGUAACCGCGGCAAGCGUGACUCGCAGAUGAUCUUGAUGCGCUUCCUCAACCGCGUGCACUACAACUUGGCCAUGAGCCCUCUGGAACUCGAAAUGUACCAUCAAAUCCGGAACAUCAUUGGCGUGAAUCCUACUUUCUACGAAUUCCUGCUCCAGAUUGAUGCCGAUACAGUGGUUGCCCCCGACUCUGGCACGCGCUUCGUCUCUGCUUUCCUCGACGACACGCGCCUCAUUGCCGUGUGUGGUGAAACCGCCCUGACGAACGCCAAAGCUUCGUUUGUGACGAUGAUUCAGGUCUACGAGUACUACAUUUCGCACAAUCUGUCCAAGGCUUUCGAAUCUCUGUUCGGCUCCGUCACCUGUUUACCCGGUUGUUUUUCCAUGUACCGCAUCCGUGCCGCCGAGACGGGCAAACCUCUGUUUGUUUCGCGCGAAAUUGUGGAAAACUACUCCACCAUUCGGGUGGAUACGCUGCACAUGAAGAAUCUGCUGCACCUUGGUGAGGAUCGUUUCCUUACGACGCUACUCCUCAAGCAUCACAGCAAGUACAAGACCAAGUACAUCAACCGUGCCCAUGCCUGGACGAUUGCCCCCGACUCAUGGAAGGUGUUCCUGUCGCAGCGUCGUCGCUGGAUUAACUCCACUGUGCACAACUUGAUGGAACUGAUGCCCAUGGCCCAGCUCUGUGGCUUCUGCUGUUUCUCCAUGCGCUUCAUUGUCCUGGUGGAUCUUCUGUCGACAAUCAUUCAGCCUGUCACCCUCGCCUACAUCGUCUACCUGAUAGUGCUUGUUGCCACCAAGGGAACUGUUGUGCCCAUCACUGCGUUCAUCCUGCUCGGUGUGAUCUACGGUCUGCAAGCCAUCAUCUUCAUCCUACACCGCAAGUGGGAGAUGAUUGGCUGGAUGCUCAUGUACGUUCUGGCCAUUCCCAUCUUCAGUUUCGGUUUGCCCUUGUACUCCUUCUGGCACAUGGACGACUUCAACUGGGGUAACACCCGUGUGGUGGCUGGCGAGAAGGGCAAGAAGGUCGUUAUUUCCGACGAGGGCAAGUUCGAUCCCAGCUCGAUCCCUCGCAAGAAGUGGGAGGAGUACCAGGGCGAGUUGUGGGAUGCUCAGACAGCGCGCGACGACGCUCACUCCGAGAUCUCGGGCUACUCGUACGCGACAAAGCCGGGCAUGGGUGGCCCUGGCGGUGUCCACGUGGCGGUGUCGGAGUACGGCUACCCGUCGCGCCCCGGCUCGACCGCCGGCUACCCCAUGCACGACAAGUCUGCGCUGCCCAUGCCCAACAUGGCCGCCGCCACCAGCCGCAUGAGCUUUAUGAGCGAGCAGCCCGGCGUCAAUCGCAUGAGCCAGUUCGGCGCCAGCCAGUUCAUGGGCGGCGGCGAGAUGGAGAUGACGAACCUGGUGGGCAUGCCCAGCGACGAUGCGUUGCUUGCCGAGAUCCGCGAGAUUCUCCGGACGGCCGACCUGAUGACCGUGACCAAGAAAGGCAUCAAGCAGGAGCUUGAGCGCCGCUUUAACGUCAACCUCGACCCGCGCCGUGCCUACAUCAACAGCGGUAUGUUCUCCACUCUCUACUCAUCUGAUCAACUCACUUAA
Molecule: messenger RNA, 5667 nt
Organism: Sporothrix schenckii 1099-18
Lineage: Eukaryota; Fungi; Ascomycota; Sordariomycetes; Ophiostomatales; Ophiostomataceae
Product: chitin synthase
Exons: 2
Coding region: 1-5667 (1888 amino acids)
Cellular component (GO): myosin complex; cell periphery; cell septum
Molecular function (GO): ATP binding; chitin synthase activity; cytoskeletal motor activity
Source: RefSeq, a predicted model, not a curated record